Molecule: messenger RNA, 1311 nt
Organism: Emericellopsis atlantica
Lineage: Eukaryota; Fungi; Ascomycota; Sordariomycetes; Hypocreales; Bionectriaceae
Product: thermoresistant gluconokinase
Exons: 2
Coding region: 410-1090 (226 amino acids)
Cellular component (GO): cytoplasm
Molecular function (GO): gluconokinase activity
Source: RefSeq, a predicted model, not a curated record
CGUUUCAACUCAUUAGUCUUGUGACUUGCUGUAAUCAUUGAUUCGCUGACGCCUUUGAAUGCGACCCUGGACCUUCACACCCUCAACAGCCAGACACUGCUUCACCAACAACUCUACUUCACCUAACAUCAUCCUCCCGCAAUCCUUCUCGCGCACGACACACGCAGAUUGCGAAGAUAUAUUAACCAAUUUAUCCUCCAUUCAGCUCCGACUUGGCAAGUUUGUGGCCACUGGUGCUAGAAAUUGGGCGGGCAGACAGCCGUGAUCCCAGACGUACAAUAGCGUCAUCGCUCACACGACCUCUGGUGUUUGCUGUACACACAUGCGCCGCACCUCUCCAUCACCCUCGCAUUCUAUAUAAGGCUAUUAUACACGCACCUCGGCUUCGAUUGGAACGCCGAGAUCAACCAUGCUCUCCUACGACGCUCCGAUGCCCGCUGCUCAGGGCCAAAAGGACACUGCGGCCAUGACCACGCUUUCCGGCCAGGCCGCUGCGCCAACGACUGCCGGCGGCCGCGCGCAGACCUACCAGCAUCACCACAUUUGGCUGGUCACUGGCCCUGCAGGGUGCGGCAAGUCGACAGUAGCCGAGCAUCUCUCCCAGGCGCUUAGCCUACCCUACAUAGAAGGCGACUCUUUCCACCCGCCUGCCAACAUUGAGAAGAUGGCCAACGGCACACCCCUCACCGACGCCGACCGUUGGGACUGGCUGACCGUUCUGCGCGAAGAGUCGACUCGUCUCAUCUCCUCGGGCUCAGAAGGUGUCGUGCUCACCUGCUCAGCCUUGAAGCGCAAAUACCGCGACGUCAUCCGCGUAGCCGCCUACUACGAUCCGUCCCUUCUCAUCCACUUCAUUUACCUCGAUGCGUCAGAAGAGACUCUCUUGCAGCGCGUAGCCCAGCGCAAGGGUCACUACAUGGGCGCCAACAUGGUGCACAGCCAGUUCGACAUCCUCGAGAGACCCGGGGAGGAUGAGAAGGACGUCAUCAAAGUGGAUGUCAGCCGGACGCUCGAGGAGGUCAAGGGAGAUGCGCUCCACAGGGUCGUCAAGGUGAUGGGCGACGACGAGGUGGAGGAGGAGCAGCAAUGACCUGGUACAUUUCGAUACGAUAAGGACAGCAUGAGGCGUUUAGCGUUUGGAUUGAGGGCCGUAGUCGGACAUGUCCCCCCUUUGGGCAGGAAUAGGAAUAGGACAUCUUCUGGAAGGAUCACUUGUAAGGGAACGUCUUCACCAAGUCAGGCGUUGGUUGGAUCAUCACCAUUUGAAGGGGCAUCGCCGCAUAGCACCAAUAACCGAGAAGUUGGGGAAUU